Colossoma macropomum (tambaqui) is the source of this 2442-nucleotide messenger RNA. RefSeq names its product FRA10A associated CGG repeat 1 (gene fra10ac1). The record is from RefSeq and is a predicted model, not a curated record. Gene Ontology annotation, molecular function: phosphatase activity. The coding region runs from base 56 to 1048 and encodes 330 amino acids. Lineage: Eukaryota; Metazoa; Chordata; Actinopteri; Characiformes; Serrasalmidae. Gene Ontology annotation, biological process: dephosphorylation. The transcript has 14 exons.
AUUUUGCGCGCGCGAACAAGGUGGUCUGGCGUCGCGUAAACAUAGACGAGGCACAAUGAACCAGAGCGAAUUCAAUCUGCAGAAGGUACAUGGAAGUGGUGGAUAUGACUCAGAUUUCAGUGAUGAUGAAGGUGGAGGAGGAUCACAACAUGGACAAAACAGAAAAUAUGAAGACGAGCUGUUGCAGAAGCCAUUCCAGCGAGGAAAACACACGAAGGUCGCACAUAGAAAUGUGGCUGCUGAUGAAUGGGACAGAGAGGAGGCCAGGAACCGACGACAUCAUCUCAUAUCAAUGAAUGCUUUUGAUAGACAUAAGAAGUUUGUCAGUGAUUACAUUCUGUACUAUGGAGGAAAGCUGGAAGACUUCAAAAGAUCCUUGGCUUCAGAUAAGACUGAUCUGGAUGUGGUGAGAGAAAACCAUCGCUUUCUCUGGAAAGAUGAGGAUGAGGAGGAUAUGACAUGGGAAAAAGAGCUUGCAAAAAAGUAUUAUGAUAAGCUCUUCAAAGAGUACUGUAUUGCGGACCUCAGCAGAUACAAAGAAAAUAAGUUUGGAUUUAGAUGGCGUAUUGAAAAUGAAGUAAUAUCAGGAAAAGGCCAGUUUCUUUGUGGGAACAAGCGCUGUGAGAAGCAGGAAGGUUUGAAGAGUUGGGAGGUGAACUUUGCCUAUGUGGAGCAAGGCGAGAAGAGGAACGCUCUGGUCAAACUGCGUCUCUGUCCGGAAUGCUCCUUCAAACUGAACUAUCACCACAAGAGAAAGGAGGUCAAAGUUCAGAAAAAACGCAGACCGAGAGACGAUGGAGAUGAGCCGCAGGCAAAGAAAUUCAAGUCAUCAUCCCAUUCUAAGAAACAUAAACGCAAGGAGAAACGCAAACACAAAAAGAGACUAAAAGAAUACUCCUCCUCCAGUUCAGAAGAUUCUGUGGAAUCAGACAAAGGGGAUGGUGAGGGCCCCUCAGAGUCCGAGCACUGGAAAGGCCCAGCUCCUGCUACGGGGGAGAAGUCACGGGAGGAGGAGUUUGACGAGUACUUUGAGGACAUGUUUCUCUGAGAACAUUGGGCACACAGAACAACUUGGACCUGGAAAUGUAACGGCAAAGUUUUUGUAUAGAAUUCAUUGCUGGUCUGAGAUCGGUGAACAGUUUGAGUAAAAAGCUCCCUCUUCUGUUCAUUGCUUAGUUCUUAUGUUCUGACUGUUUGACCUGGAAUUUAGUUUCAACAGCUUUGGGUAGGAACGUUCAAAGGGCAUGUUCAUAUACUAUUUGUAUGCAUAGGAGAUAAAAAGGAUUCCAAACAGAAACUGAAGUUUCAAAGAAAGCGUUUCACAUCAGCAGAUGUAGAGGUAAUCAAUGUACAUCCCACAAAAUAUCUAAACAAUGACUCAACUGAAUUCAUGAGCACCAAACUAAACACUGUGCCAAUACCCCACAGUCCAUGGUUGGGUGGAGAGAACAACCAUCACCCAAGAAGAGUUCUGCCCCAUUACUCUUGUCUUUAGUAGUCAUUUAAUCAGCAUGUGUGAUCACUUUUUUACUGCCUACCAGCCUGCUUUCCUCGUAUUUGGCAGCUACAUUUUCUUGCGAUUACCAAUUGAGCUGUAGAUUUUGACUGAACCAAUCUGCCGGUUGACUUGGCUGCUAGCCAAUUACCUGAGCCUCUUUACCACCGGCUGAUCCAGCUUUGUUAACUAAUCCCUCUGAUGGAGAAGUCAUGGGGAUGGCCAGUGCUUAAAAGUAUUCCCAGUUCUCUGUGUAUCCUAUAAACAACCUGACAGAAAUACCCAGGAACAGCUAGAAAACAUGGCUAUAGUUUGCAGUGUGGUAAGUCCUAGAUAGCACAUCUUCAGAACAUGGGAGACAUUUGAACAAUGCAUUUAUUUGUUUUCAUGAUUUACAGCAUUUUACACAUCCAAUGGAGUCCGUUAAAUAAGAGGACACUGGAUAGUAAUUCUACAGUCUCUCAAGAGGAUGAUACAUCAGUAGUACAUGUCACAGUGGCUUGCAUACACAACAACCACAGAAUGUACACAAUUUGUGUCCAUUCAGUGAAAUUAACCUUUUUUAUUCUUAUCACAGUCCCUUCUGUCUGACCUGUCUUUAAAUAGGAUUAAGGGAAAUGCCAUUCUAGGGAAAGUGUUCCAGCUUCAGAAUGUCCUGUUGAUAUUGAUUUACCCUUUAAAGGUCUACACUGAUUUGCCAUCUUGUUGGUAGCAGGUGUAUAUUGCAGAACAUGAAGGGGUUUCUAGCACUGUGUUGGACAAUGAGAUUAAAGCACUGUUUUCAGGUCCAGCAAGGUGUGGUCUGAGAACCACGUUUGUGUUGGUGUCUCUCCAGAAUUACCGUUCAUUUUUUUCUGUUUUUGACACUCUGUUUCAGUCUUUAUCUACCUGCUUUGUCUCACUUGUCCUCAAAUACGCCACAAAAAAAUUCACCACCUUUGACCAGA